GGACUGCGUGUGGCACACCUUGCACAGGCCACAACACGAGCACAGAUUAUUGAUGUUAGCUGCAGCUGGGUGUGCGUCUAACAAGAAGGAUUCCCCAACAUGAAACCAGUACUGCUGGUGCUUGCACUCGCCCUGCUGUGUUCGUCUUACCUUUUGCUGUAUCUGUUUCUGGCUCCGAAAAACAUUCUUCCCAGCUUGCAAUCCAUGGAACACGUCAGUGUCAGAAUGCUGGGACUGGAUCGUGUUAGUCCUUUGCCUGCCAGCUCGGCUCCCAAAGAGUGGAGUCGAGGACACGAAGUUCUCCAAGCUUCUGAAAUAAACCUUGAUGUGGUGUUCCAGAAAGAUCCACCAGAACGAGAAGAUCAGGAUGAGAAAGACACAAGGAACAGCACUGAUCCCUCUGAAAUAGGCGCCAUGAAAGGCGUUGGAACAACAGAGCACCAACGAUGGAAGAGAAAGGAGAGACAAACUCGUUUGUUUACUCACCCGCCUUACGGCGUCCCCCACACAGUCAUCAAUCCCAACGCAUCUAACGACACCCUGCAUAUGAGUGCAGGUGACAUUUCAGAUGUUCUCUAUUCAUCUAUGUGCCCGAAUUAUACCACUCGACCAGAAAAAAUUAUCGUUUUCGAAGACAUAUUAUUAAUCGUUACUAUCAACUACUAUUUCCUCUAUGUAACUAUUCCGUUCGUCGAACUUCUUUAUCGGAGACACUUCCCGACCAUCUUGUACUGCGGGCCAUCUCCAAGGGACCUGGAGAACUUUGUCAUUGAGGAGAACUAUACGUUUCCUAUCCUCUACAUGGAAGGGUUGAGGGAUGGCUGGUUCACCAUGUACGAAUGCCUCGAGAACGCUGCCAAGACGUACACUAAUUUCUCUGGGUACCUAUACAUCGGCGACGACACCCUGCUACAUCUGCCAAACCUGGCCACGCUGCCAAAAGACACUCUGUGGAUGUCGGAGAUUUUCUACUUCAAAAAGCCGAUGAACACUACCUCGUUGAACAAGCAAUGGAUAUGGUGGGCCGACAUCCAUGGCAACAACGCCUUCCUCGGGGUCCUCAACGAGCUGAUGUUCCGCGCCUUUCGUCAGAAGGACAGGUGGGCUUUGACGUUCUUGGAAAACUACUAUUCUCACGUGCGCUCUAGCACCAGUGUGCACAUCUGCACGGUUGACAUGUUGUAUGUGCCUCACCGCCUCGUGCCAAACUUCCUGGCUGUGGUGCCUCUCAUGAAGAAGCACCAUUUGACCUCUGGAGAUCGCCAUGCCCAUGUUCGCCUUGGGUCUGGACUGGGACAAAGACGUGACUUUAAUGAAGGUGGCCGACCUGUGGGGGUCACCGCGGGGUGAACCUUGGAAACACUUUAAAGACGAGAUUAUUUACUUGCAUCCGUUCAAAUAUGGAGAUCAUUUUCAGUCAGAAGAGGGUUAUGACUUUAUAUGUGGAAAGUACCUUCAUCAACUGUAUUAGUAUGUGUACGUGCACGUGUGUGUCUGAACAUUGUACUUAAAUGCAAAGGGAGGCAUCAAUGAAAAGCACAGAGUGGAUCUUGAAGAGUACAAUCAUCCACUCUUGUUAACUGACUCGCAUUCUUUGUGUUCGCAUAAAAACAUCCAUUCCUCCGUUUACUUUCUCAAACAACAACACCAACAACAACACACGCAAGCAAGCACACACAACACAGAAGGGUGAGCGCAGAGGCGGGAGGCUGCACACCAUUAGUUAUGUUGUUUUUUGUUUGUUGUUGCUGUUGUU
Pomacea canaliculata is the source of this 1756-nucleotide messenger RNA. RefSeq lists its product as uncharacterized. Bases 100 to 1350 code for a protein of 416 amino acids. The record is from RefSeq and is a predicted model, not a curated record. NCBI's taxonomy places the organism in Eukaryota, Metazoa, Mollusca, Gastropoda, Architaenioglossa, Ampullariidae. The transcript is spliced from 3 exons.